This is a messenger RNA of Rhododendron vialii, 684 nucleotides long. Its product is annotated as probable jasmonic acid carboxyl methyltransferase 2. Lineage: Eukaryota; Viridiplantae; Streptophyta; Magnoliopsida; Ericales; Ericaceae. Gene Ontology annotation, molecular function: S-adenosylmethionine-dependent methyltransferase activity. Gene Ontology annotation, biological process: methylation. The record is from RefSeq and is a predicted model, not a curated record. The coding region runs from base 1 to 684 and encodes 227 amino acids. The transcript has 3 exons.
AUGGGAGACGACUGGUUUAACUCGGGCGUUUGGUUCAACGAGCAAAAGGGUUUCGUUUCAUCACCACCGACGGUGGCGGCAACGAUUUGUCCGUCCAAAGAGCUAUUUAUUCGAUCACCGACUCGAGUCAACUCAUUGUCCACUCUUGAUCAAAAUGGGUCUUACCUAAAAAGCGAGGCCUUCCCGUUCGUUACAACAAAGGGGAAGCUGUAUCUUUCCGAAACAAGCCCAGUUCGCGUGGUGGAGGCAUACUUAUCACAGUUCCACAAGGACUUCUCCCUCUUCCUCAAGUCACGAGCCGAGGAAAUGGUCCCCGGCGGACGCAUGGUGUUGUCGUUCACGGGUAGGAGAGAUACUGACCCUAACUUUGAACAAAGUCGUUUCCAAUAUUGGGAGCUCUUAGCUCUAGCUCUAAUGAGCCUGGCUUCAGAGGUCGGCUCAUAUUUAUCUAACACUAAAUUGGUGCAAGGGCUUGUUGAAGAGGAAAAGAUUGAGGAACUUUCGAGCGGGCAACGAGUCGCAAAGACUGUCAGGGCCGUGGUCGAGUCGAUGCUCGAGUGUCAUUUUGGGAGGGAGAUACUGGAUGUCCUGUUUCGGAGAUAUGGUGAAAUCAUGGACGAUCACUUGUCCAGAAACAGAGCCAUGUAUGUUGAUUUGGUCGUCUCUCUGAUUAGAAUGGGAUAA